Molecule: messenger RNA, 1363 nt
Organism: Anolis carolinensis (green anole)
Lineage: Eukaryota; Metazoa; Chordata; Lepidosauria; Squamata; Anolidae
Product: interleukin-17A
Exons: 3
Coding region: 382-927 (181 amino acids)
Biological process (GO): inflammatory response
Cellular component (GO): extracellular region
Molecular function (GO): cytokine activity
Source: RefSeq, a predicted model, not a curated record
UUCCACUUUAAUUUUAGGAAGAAUUUCCUGAUGGUGUGAACUGUUUGACAGUAUUGUUGUCUUGGAUUUUGAUGAAUUCUCCUUCUCUGGAGGUUUUGAAGGCUGGAUAGCCAUCUGUCAGGGGUGCUUUGACUAUGUAUUCCUCCAUGGCAGAAUCAGAAUGGCUUGGAUAAUCUUGCAGUCCCUUCCAGUUCUAUGAUUCUAUGACUCUGUGAUCCCAUGAUUCUAGGCAGACUUCUCAUCUUGACAUUGACUCCAACCAGCCAGAACUCAACUGGCAACUGUCACCCAGAGGACCUUUUCAUCAGCCACCCCAUGACUGUGGAAUGACCUACAGGAAGAGCUCUGACAGAUAUAUAAGCGGUCAGUGUUCUGGUGCUGAUGCUUACAGUUAUCAGUACAGCUUAUGGAGAAACUGAAGAGGAACACACUGAGAGAAAACAGGAGAACUGUCAACUCAAAAAUGGAACUCGAGAGAAUACUAGAUUUCCUGAGAGUGUGAAGAUUAAUAUUCGUGCUGGCAACAUAGAACCAGUCAAGCUCCCUCCUAGUGUUAGGAACAGAUCCCUCUCUCCAUGGGAUUACAGCAUUAAUGAAGACCCCAACAGAUUUCCUCAUGUGAUUGUUGAAGCCAAGUGCCGUCAUGAUGCCUGUCGGAAUUUCACGGGGAAAGGCUUAAAUUAUGGCAUGAACUCUGUUCGCAUUCAACAGGAAAUCUUGGUUCUCAAACGUGAGCAAAUUGGGUGCCAGGAAAUCUACUCACUAGAGAAAAAAUUGGUUACUGUUGGUUGUACUUGUGUCUUUGCCGAUAUCGUUGCCUAUCCGAAAACCAAGGGAGGCAGAAGACGCAGAGAACUGACCUAUGGGGGUAAACAACAGUCCACUGUUGGCAGAAAGAGUCAGCCUAUAAAGAACAUACUUGGAUGACUGCAAAGAAACAGCUGUCCAUUCAAUUAGAAGAAAUGAGGAUCUCCAGAUAUCACCAGCAUUAUGGUUUUUUAAUAUGCAAACCUGCAAAUGCAACUAUGAAGCUUCAUCAAUUGAAAAGUGUUUAUUCCACAUGAAUUUUUAAACUGAAAGAGAACUGAUUUGUUUAUUCUAAAUCUUCCAAAUUUAUUACUGUUUUCUCCUUAAACAUCAGAUCAUUUCCCUUCUUGAAAUCUGAUUUCUUUUCAGUGAUCAAAUGUUGAGAAAUCCUGCUCUGCAUCAAGUUUGAUGGCCUUUACACCAUGUUGUUGAUUUGCUUUGUUGACAUAAAUGCUGUAUGUCGUGAUAUGAAAUAUGAAACUCAAGGAGAGGUAAAACAGAACAUGCUGCCAUUUAAUAUUUAUAAUUCCUAUUUAUAUAACAUUGUAGUUUAUCU